Messenger RNA from Micromonas pusilla CCMP1545, 2388 nucleotides. Its product is annotated as bZIP superfamily DNA-binding transcription factor. The coding region runs from base 1 to 2304 and encodes 767 amino acids. The transcript is spliced from 5 exons. The record is from RefSeq and is a predicted model, not a curated record. Gene Ontology annotation, molecular function: DNA-binding transcription factor activity. NCBI's taxonomy places the organism in Eukaryota, Viridiplantae, Chlorophyta, Mamiellophyceae, Mamiellales, Mamiellaceae. Gene Ontology annotation, biological process: regulation of DNA-templated transcription.
AUGACGCGCGACGAGACGGACUACCUCGGCGAGCUCCUGAGGGGAGACGCGCUCCCGACGCCGACGCCGACGCCGAUGAACGCGCGCGGGAGGAAAUCGUCGAACGCCACCGCGGGCGCGAGCGCGCGACGUCGCGGCGCUAACGCGACGAGCGCGCGCGGAGCGCCGUCGUCGUCGCAAGGCAGCGACGCGUCCGGAAGCAGCCGGAAACAGCGACGUCGGGGCGCUAACGCGACGAGCCCGCGCGGAGCCCCGUGGUCGUCGCAAGGCAGCGACGCGUCCGGAAGCAGCCGAGGAUGCUCGGACGACUCCAGCGCGUCGAAAGCCACGCGCGCGCCGCGCACGCCCCCGCACGGGCCGACGCAGACGCCGGGCGGCGGCGGCGGCGCGACGCCGUCGUCGCCGCGCGCCCCCCCCCCGACGACGCGCGACCACCACGACGUCGACGAUUUAUUAUUCGUCCCGCCAGACCUGGAAGCCGCGGUCAAGCUGGAAGGGCUCGUGGACCCGGACGAUUUAGCGUUCGCAGACGCGUUCAUCGACGACGUCGCGGGGGACAUCCUCUUCGGCGACGGCGGGAUGCUCGGCGACGCGGGGGGCGUCGCGCCGGGCCCGGGCUCGGGCGCGAACGGCAACGGCGGCGAUGGCGGCAACGGCGGCAACGGCGGCAACGGCGGCGGCGAGGAGGAGGACGAGGAGAAGAAGCGCGCGCGGCUCGUGCGCAACCGCGAGUCCGCGCAGCUGUCGCGGCAGCGCAAGAAGCAGCACAUGGACGAGCUCGAUCUCCGAUGCCGCGGGCUGCAGGUGGAGUGCGCGGAGCUGCACAAGCUCGCGCACUGCCUCUCCGCGGAGAAUCAUCGCUUACGCGCGCACUGUAACCUGGUGGCGACGGGGAAGACGCCGCCGGAGACGCCGCCGCCGCCGCCGCACCCGUACGUCGCCGCGCAGGUUGGGCCGGGUGGGAUGACACACAUGCCGAUAACACCGAUGAUGUUCCAGCCGAAGAUACCGCUGCCGCCGAGGGGUGGGUUCGUCGCGCCCGCGCCCGCGCCCGCGCCCGCGGCGGCGGCGGCGGGGUCCAACGCGGGGUCGACGCCGUCGUCCCCAGCGGGGGCGGCGAACGCCGACCACGAGGCGGAGCUGAUGGUCGCCACGAAGAAGCGGAAAUCGAACGCGAGCAAGGGCGUCGCCGCGGUCACCGCGGCGGCGCUCGCGGCGUUGUCCGUCGCGUGUCUCUCUCUCGGCAGCAGAUCCGGAGCCGGGUCCGGAGGGCAGCUCGCGCUGAGCGGCGUCGCUCUCGGCGGUGCGCGGAGACACCUGCUUGCCGCCGCGACGAGCGGCGUUUUCGGCGGCGACGACGCGGCGGAGGCGGUGCCGGAGCGCGCGCUCGUCGCGGCGAGGGCGGAUCUCCUCGACGCGACGACGCGAGCGACGGCGACGGCGACGGCGGCGACGCGUCCGCCGCGUCCGACGAUGGAGAUGGAAAGACCCGCCGUCAUCCCCAUGCGCGGGGGCGAACGAGAGGCGAUCCCUCUGCGCGGGAAGUCGCGCGAAGUCGCGCUGCCGUACGACGGCGAGUCCUCUAUCGAGACCUGGGGCGCGACGGACGACGACGGUUGGAUCCCGACGACGCGCGCGUCGAGCGAGGAUGCGCGUUUCGACGCCGCCGGGGACGCGACGAAAGACCCGUGGACCGCCGCGUUUCACCGCCUCGGACACAACGCGGAGACGCUGCGCGAGAUGACUUGCCGCGAGAUGUUUCGAUUCAACGCGCUGGAUUUGAACGCCGCGGGCGGGGACGUCGCGUUCACGCGACGGCUCAGCGAAGCCGCCGCCGCGGAAGAGGAGGAGGAGGAGGGCGAGAGGGAGGGCGACGUGAAGAAGGCGACGGGCGCGCGAGGCGAGCUCGAGCUGCCGCCCGUCGCGAUCCCGCUGCCGCCGCGCGACGCGGGGCCGUCGGAGUCGUCGUCGUCGUCGCUCGUCGGGGGGUCGGACGCGCGCAGGCCGCUGCCGCUGCCGCUGAAGGAAGAGAGAAGAAGGACCAUCGGCGACGACGCGCGCUCGGGCGCGGGCGCGGGCGCGGGCGCGGGGGGAUUCGGCGUCGGCGACGACGAGUCGUCGCUCGUCAGCGUGCUCCUGCCUCCUCCCGCGGCGUCCGCGUCGCGCGUGGGCGGCGCGAUGCCGACGCUGUCGAAGCUGUUCGUCGUCACGCGCAGCCGUCGGACGUCGGAGUACGUCACGUACUCGUGCCGGUUGCCCGUCGUGGACCGCGCGGCGGCGGGCGCGACCGCGGGGUGGAGCUGAGCCGACGAACGUUUCGUGUACUGUAGUACGCGUAGUUUUUUUUGAAACGUGAAAGUACGCGCGCGCGUCGACGACGUCGCAUUC